UCGCUUCCCUCAGACGAGGGCACGGGGGUCGCGCCUAUCCUCUGUCUCCUCCUGAUCCUCCUUCUUCGGCAGCUCGGGCCGCAGCCAUGAGGCGCGCAGGGCUGGGUGAUGGAGCACCAAGUGGUAACUAUGGCUAUACCAAUAGUGGAUACAGUGUUUAUGAAGAAGAAAAUGAAAAGUUAACAGAAAGUCUGCGUACAAAAGUCAGUGCCAUUAAAUCACUUUCAAUUGAAAUUGGAACAGAAGUUAAAAACCAAAAUAAAAUGUUAUCAGAAAUGGAUAAUGACUUUGACUCUGCGGGUGGACUUCUGGGUGCCACUAUGGGCAGACUGAGAACACUUUCCAGAGGAAGCCAGACAAAACUAUUAUGCUACAUGAUGCUCUUCUCAUUGUUUGUCUUUUUUGUAAUAUACUGGAUUAUUAAACUGAGGUGAUGUGAUACAUGUUACCUCCAGUUUAAAUGGUGUAAUUUCAACUAUAGUCUUAAUUAAUGAAGACAUUGAUCUAAAGUGGCAUAUUCUGUUGAUAAAACACAGUGAAAUUGUUGGAAAUUGCAUUAACAAUUAAUGCUAUGUUAUAUAUAUAUUAUUCUUAAUGUAUCAGAAUUUUUCCCAUCAUCCCCUGUUUUGGGGGGAUUAUUUGUAAAUAUACAGAAACUGUUAGAUAAUAAGUUGCUUUUUUAGGGGAAAAGAGUUUUUAGAAUUGAUUUUUAAAAUACAGAAAACAGCAGUUGUUCAGAUAUGAAGUAAUUGUGGAAUUACAAGAUUUUCUUUCUGCUUUUCAUUCUUGGCCAUGCUCUAAAUUAGAGCUCCAAUUUCAGGCAUGUAGUAAUUUCUAGGUUGCAGAAGCACGAAGAAUAGUUGGAUCUUUCUAAAUUGGUUUUAUCUGUGGAUUUGUGAAAGGCUGGCCUGAAGCUAACAAAUGUCAUUGUGGGAACCCAAAAAAAUUUUUGUCAAUAAGUCUGAUAGUAUAUGUAUUUAAGUAGCUUAAACUGUGUGUUUGGGGGAGAAGUUACUUAAAACUGUUGGUUUGGUUUGUUUUUUUUAUUUCAAUGUGACAAUUCAUGCCUACACAUCUGCUCUUUUAGGCAAAUGCCUUAGAUCAUUGGGAUCAGCCAAUAUGGACACAAUACAAACGUUUUCUUUAUAUUUAAAGUACCUAAACCUUAAUGAUUCCAUUGAAUCAUUACAGCUUUUACCAUUAGUAUGUUUACAUUUGAAUCUGUGAUGAUCCCUAACUCUACACUGCAUGAUGUCUGAAAACAGUCAGAUAUUUUGAAUUUUAUAUUAAAGUAUAUUAUGAUGCACCUGUUGGAGGUGCUGUCAUAUUAAGGUAUUUUAUUUGGAAGACUUAGCUUUGGCUCACCUAAUAGUUUCUUAUAGUUGGAGCUAUUCCAUUGCUGAGUUCAACAUUAAAGAGUAAGUUUCCAACAUACUGAAACUGUAUCUACAGUUUUUGAAAAACUUUUCUAGAAAUACUGUAUAAUGUGUUGCCAUUAAUAACUACUUAUGAGCUGACAAAUAAAGUGUCCUGUGGUAUUCCA
Molecule: messenger RNA, 1543 nt
Organism: Neopsephotus bourkii (Bourke's parrot)
Lineage: Eukaryota; Metazoa; Chordata; Aves; Psittaciformes; Psittacidae
Gene: BET1
Product: Bet1 golgi vesicular membrane trafficking protein
Exons: 4
Coding region: 87-434 (115 amino acids)
Biological process (GO): vesicle fusion with Golgi apparatus; endoplasmic reticulum to Golgi vesicle-mediated transport
Cellular component (GO): Golgi trans cisterna; SNARE complex
Molecular function (GO): SNAP receptor activity
Source: RefSeq, a predicted model, not a curated record